AUGGCCCCGGCACAAAGAUUGGAACAAGCGGAAAGUGCAACCAGAUAUAGCCACAAAAAGUUUCAGGGCAAUCGUUAUGCCCACAAGAAAUUUGGUACCAGGACUCCAUCACCACCAGCGAUAGUAAACAGCUACCCAGAAGGAUGUCAGGAGACAGAGCUUAAAUUCCAAAGCAACAAGGAUGAGUCUAUUGCCAGCACCACCAUUAAAAAAUCCUGCUCUGCUGACAUUUUUAGGCCCUAUGCUCUGGGUGAUAAUACACCACGCAAAAGGAAACAUCAAGAUGUAGUAGAUAAUGAUGAAGAAAUUCAAAAUGGCAAGAGAUUUGCAAUCACAUCACCCAUCCCACAACCAACAUCGGUUCCCAUGGGCGUAACAUCUCCAUCCCUUGCACCACCACCACCACCCAGAUUCAUAUUUGGAGCACAGCCAAUGCAAUUUAAUCCCCAAACAUUUGCCCUAAUGUUUCAGAAACAACAUGCGGCCCUAUGCAUGGGACAAAUGCUCAAGAGAUUGACAUAA
Molecule: messenger RNA, 522 nt
Organism: Musca domestica (house fly)
Lineage: Eukaryota; Metazoa; Arthropoda; Insecta; Diptera; Muscidae
Exons: 1
Coding region: 1-522 (173 amino acids)
Source: RefSeq, a predicted model, not a curated record